CCCCCCUGUGGAAUCGCGAGGCGCCAUGUGGCGAGGGAGCCUCUGCCUGCGGCUGUUGCAGACUCUGAAGUCUCCGGGAAGCGUUGCUGCGACCGGAAGCGCCAAAGGUGUCCAAGGAUGGGUUGAUGCCAUGACCCGAAGGGCCGCAGCGGCUUCCGUCUUUCCUUCGUGGAUGUCCUGGGUAGGAUUACGAACGUUUAGCACCGUAGGGAAAUCUGAGCUGUGGGAUAGAGAAGAAGGAGCCGGAGCGGAGUUUCAAAACUUGCAAGAAGCGGAUAGAGAUGGGCAGGAAUCGAGCAUCAGUUCAGAUCCUGUUCCUUCAGUAUUCAGCAUUGAUGAUAUGAUAUCACUUAUGAGACAAGAAAAUGCCAAAGAUAUUUGUGUUAUCAAUUUGCCUCCAGAAAUAAAAUACAGCAAUUAUUUUAUAAUUUCCAGUGGAUCUUCUACAAGACAUCUUCAUGCCAUGGCACAAUAUUUGGUAAAAAUGUACAAGCAUAAGAAGAACGAUACUGAUCCUCAUGUUGUGAUAGAAGGAAAAGAGACUGAUGACUGGCUAUGCGUUGAUUUUGGCAACAUCGUAGUCCAUUUCAUGUUGCCAGAGACACGAGAAAUCUACGAGUUGGAAAAGUUGUGGACACUCCGCUCUCAUGAUGAUCAGUUGACACAGAUGGUUUCAGAAACUUUACCUGAUGACUUUGUGUUUGAGCUAGAUUCGAAACAGCAGUGAUUCAACCUCACAUCGAAGGAUCAGAAAGAACUUUGCCCAGUGGCUCGCAGUGGUCCACUUGAGUCACUGAGCCAAUUCUUGGGAAGACGACGACGAAAUGGAGCACAUCAAGCUGCAACUAUGAAGUGUCAGCAUUAGGCAGUAUUGAUAAGUACAGGUAGUCCUUGACUUAGAACCAUUCAUUUAGUGAUGAAUGGAACUUUGAAAAGUGACUUACAACUGUUUUUCACAACUGUUGCAGCAUCCCCAUGGUCACAGGAACAAAAUUUGAAUACAUGGCAAUUGAUUCGGGUUUGACGGUUGCAAUGUCCCAGGAUCAUGUGAUCAUCUUUUGCAACCUUCUGACAAGCAAAGUUAAUGGGAAGCCAGAUUCAUGUAAAAACCCUGUUACUAACUUAACUACUGCAGUG
Molecule: messenger RNA, 1137 nt
Organism: Protobothrops mucrosquamatus (brown spotted pit viper)
Lineage: Eukaryota; Metazoa; Chordata; Lepidosauria; Squamata; Viperidae
Gene: MALSU1
Product: mitochondrial assembly of ribosomal large subunit 1
Exons: 4
Coding region: 26-727 (233 amino acids)
Biological process (GO): negative regulation of ribosome biogenesis; negative regulation of translation
Cellular component (GO): mitochondrion
Molecular function (GO): ribosomal large subunit binding
Source: RefSeq, a predicted model, not a curated record